GGAGAAUCUGGUUGGGGUAGCAGCUAAGCCUCAGGACCACUUGCUCUCUAUAUAAGUGCGAAGAUAAGCCUGAGGAGGGAGAAGCAGAGAGGGAAGCAGCUUGCUGGGCUCUUCCUGCUGUUGAAAACUUACCCAGCCCUUGCAGAGGAAAAUUUCCUCCUGUCUUUUGCCCUGAAUGUUUUCCCAAACAUGAAGGUAAUAAGCUUAUUCAUUUUGGUGGUAAUUACAGGAGAGUUCCAAAUUUUUUCAAGUGCCUCCUCUCCAGUCAAUUGCCAGUGGGGUACCUAUGGCCCUUGGUCAGAAUGCAAUGGCUGUACCAAGACUCAGACUCACAUGCGGUCAGUUGCUGUUUAUGGGCAGUAUGGGGGCCAACCUUGUACUGGAAGUGCUUUUGAAACACAAUCGUGUGAACCUGUAAGAGGAUGUCCAGCAGAAGAGGGGUGUGGAGACCGUUUCAGGUGUUUUUCAGGUCAGUGCAUCAGCAAAUCGUUGGUGUGCAAUGGGGACUCUGACUGUGAAGAAGAUAGUGCUGACGAAGACAGAUGUGAGAACUCAGAAAGCAGACCUACCUGUGACAUUGAUAAACCUCCUCCCAACAUAGAACUUACUGGAAAUGGUUACAAUGCACUCACUGGCCAGUUUAGGAACAGAGUCAUCAACACCAAAAGUUUUGGUGGUCAGUGCAGAAAGGUAUUUAGUGGGGAUGGAAGAGAUUUCUACAGACUCAGUGGAAACGUCCUCUCCUAUACAUAUCAGGUGAAAGUAAAUAAUGAUUUUAAUUAUGAAUUUUACAACAGCAGUUGGUCUUAUGUAAAACGUACGUCGACAGAACAUGCAUCAUUUAGCAGGAAGCGUUCCUUCUUCACGUCUGCGUCCUCUUUUUCACAUCGGUAUACGUCAAGUGCCAGUGAAAUCCAUAAGGAAAAGAGUUAUCAAUUGUUGGUUAUUCAGAAUGCUGUUGAAGUGGCUCAGUUCAUCAAUAACAACCCAGAAUUUUUACAUCUUGCUGAGCCAUUUUGGAAGGAACUCUCCCACCUUCCCUCUCUGUAUGACUAUAGUGCCUACCGAAGACUAAUCGACCAGUACGGGACGCAUUAUCUGCAGUCUGGGUCUUUAGGAGGAGAAUACAUAGUUCUAUUUUACGUGGAUGCAGAAAAAUUCAAACAAAGUGGUCUGGAUUCAGAGAAGAAAUGUAUUUCCUCAGAUUUCCAUUUCAUCUUUACAUUAUCAAAGAAGAAAUGCAAGAAUCUGGAAGAGGCUUUAAAGUUGGCUUCAGGAACCCAGAACAGUGUGUUGCGAGGGUACCCAUUUGUCAGAGGGGGAAGUUCAGGCUUCAUAUCCAACCUUAGUUUCCUAGAGCUGGACAAUCCUGCUGGAAACAAAAGGCGAUAUUCUGCCUGGGCAGAAUCUGUGACUAACCUUCCCCAAGUCAUAAAACAAAAGUUAAUGUGUAGAGCCAUUCUGGCCAUUGUAGAAGACAUCAGUGAUCAGAGUGAAGGAGGGGUUGAUGGACAUUGGAGUUGCUGGUCGUCUUGGAGCUCGUGUGUUCAAGGGAAGAAAACAAGGAGCCGAGAAUGCAAUAACCCACCUCCCAGUGGGGGUGGCAAAUCCUGCGUUGGAGAAACAACAGAAAGCAGGCAAUGCGAAGAUGAAGAGCUGGAGCAUUUGCGAUUGAUUGAACCACAUUGCUUUCCUUUGUCUUUGGUUCCAACACAAUUCUGUCCAUCACCUCCUGUCCUGAAAGAUGGAUUCGUUCAAGAUGAAGGUGCCAUGUUUCCUGUUGGGAAAAAUAUAGUAUACACUUGCAAUGAAGGAUAUUCUCUUAUUGGAGACCCUGUUGUCAGAUGUGGAGAAGACUUACAGUGGCUUGUUGGGGAAAUGCAGUGUCAGAAAAUUGCCUGUGUUCUACCUGUACUGACGGAUGGCAUACAGAGUCAUCCCCACAAACCUUUCUACACAGUUGGUGAGAAGGUGACCUUUUCCUGUUCAGGUGGCAUGUCCUUAGAAGGUCCUUCAGCAUUUCUCUGUGGCUCCAGCCUUAAGUGGGAUCCUGAGAUGAAGAAUGUCCAAUGUGUGCAAAAAGACACCCCUUUAACACAGGCAGUGCCUAAAUGUCAGCAUUGGGAGAAACUGCAGAAUUCAAGAUGUGUUUGUAAAAUGCCUUAUGAAUGCGGAUCUUCCUUGGAUGUAUGUGCUCAAGAUGAGAGAAGCAAAAGGAUACUGACUCUGACAGUUUGCAAGAUGAAUGUUCUUCGCUGUCAGGGUAGAAAUUAUACUCUCAUUGGGAGGGACAGCUGCAGUCUGCCUGCUCCAGCUGAGAAAGCUUGUGGCGCGUGUCCACUAUGGGGAAAAUGUGAUGCCCAGAGCAGCAAAUGUGUCUGCCGAGAAGCAUCGGAGUGCGAGGACGAAGGGUUUAGCAUCUGCGUGGAAGUGAACGGCAAGGAGCAGACCGUGUCCGAGUGCGCGGCGGGCGCCCUGAGAUGCCGGGGGCAGGGCGUCUCCAUCACCAGCACCAGGCCCUGCGAUGCGGCACCCCCGUAGGCUCCGGCUGGCGCUGCUGCGUGGGGACAGCUGCGUCACCGGCCCGCAGACGGCUUUUCCGGCCUGGAGACCCGUUCUUUCUCCCUCCCUUCCAGUGCCCACUUCUCUCCUCAACUCCCAGCCACCUGCACAAACACAACUCUUUGUUCUCCCAAACCCAAAUCCAGAGACCCUUUUAAAAAUGUAAAUCAGGAUGAAGAAUAUUCUUGAAGAAACUCGAAUGCUCCAUUCAGCAGUAUGUUUCUAUUAAGUAUGAAUGGCCCAGCCCACCAGACACUCUACAAAUUGAUGAGGAAAAUGGGAGAAACACGAUUUCCUGAUUAGAGAUGUUGGCUUCUCUCAGCGAAACCAAAUACAAAGGGGACGUUGAAUGAAAAAAGACAGAUACGAUUUCCCUCCUGAGUAGUGAUCUCACGCGUCACCCUUGGGGGUCAACCACCACCUGUAGGGAUCCCUAUUUUUGUCAGAAGAUUGAACUGCUUAAAUGUCAGAGCAGAAUUCAUUGUGCUCUUGUCAUGGGGGUGCCUUUUGACUUCUUGUCUGAGAACAAAUAUCAUUCAGCCUUCUCUUUGAGGCUUUCGUUCAAUAUGUGUCAAACACAAGACCUGCAGUUUGUCCCCCCCCCCACCCCCCCUUUUUUUUUUCUUUCUAAGAAGCAUCAUUUCAUGCCUGAGCUAAGUGAUUGUGUAUUUGGGAAGUUUUCUCUAACCUUGUUAGACUUCUAGGUUUUUCAGGGGGUAUACAGGCAGAUUAGUUUUAAGCACUGGCUUCCUAUUUGUUCCUUAUUCAUCUUUCAUUAAAACAAAAAAGCAGCUGUGGAGGUGAAAUGAAUGGAAUUUAAAAUAUGCUUUUAUACGCAAAUACAAUCUCUGUAUUUUUCUGAUACUGAUAAAUAACGUUUCAACAAAACUUUAGUUAAAAUGACAAGGACUAGAAAACUCAUUAAAGAUACUAUUCUUUGGAA
Molecule: messenger RNA, 3505 nt
Organism: Galeopterus variegatus (Sunda flying lemur)
Lineage: Eukaryota; Metazoa; Chordata; Mammalia; Dermoptera; Cynocephalidae
Gene: C7
Product: complement component 7
Exons: 19
Coding region: 190-2541 (783 amino acids)
Biological process (GO): immune response
Cellular component (GO): membrane attack complex
Molecular function (GO): protein binding
Source: RefSeq, a predicted model, not a curated record